AUGAGUCUUAUUCAGGAACUGAGAGACAACAUUACUAUACAAGAGCAGUCGUAUGAUAUCUAUGAUGUCUCUGAAGAUAUCAUCAUCAAUGGGAUAAUUUCAGACGACCUGGCUCGCGAGCUCCUCAAAGGAUUUUCGAACAUGUCCAACCGAUGGCUGUUUAUGACUACAGACCCUGAAAACUUACGAGCGCGGUCUCCGCUACUAUUCGGUGCCUGUGUUCUUGCUGGCCUUCACGUCAACUCUACCUUGCACGGCUCUCCAACACAUUACGCACUGUAUCGCCACGUGCAUGGGCUCCUAGGCCGAUCGCAUCUUGUCUCUCACAGUUCCCUCGAUACUGUCCAAUCAAUGCUGAUAUUUUCAAUGUGGGAUCUUCGACCCAUGCGAGACUCUGAUCAUGGCAAUUCCUGGCUCCUGAGUGGGACAGCAGCAAUGCAACUUAUGCUAACCACCCCAUUUGAUGAUUUGCUGAUUACAACCGAAGGCGUGGAAAAGCAAAGAGCCCGUGAGGUAAUUCGUACGUGGAAUUUGAUUUGCCUCUGCCAACUGCAAUUUUCCGUUGGCUCAGGUCGCCCACCUGUCAUUGCCGAACAGUACCUUGAGCAAUGUGCCAAAGUCCUUGAAUUCCCGUCCUACAAUGCACGAGAUGGGCUUGUUCUCGCUGGCAUUCAAUUAUACAGAGUGCUUUGGAGCCUCACUAGCUCGAAUUCCAUACAAACUGUGGAACCGACUUGGCCCGAGAUAGAUAAUUUACGCAAGUCACAAGAAGGGAUAUAUAACCUUGACUCUUCUGAGCCCUUGCGAUUUGCCUACUCGUGCGCGUAUCUUAUACUGGCGCGUCAGACACUACAGCACCUGAGCGAGUCGCCAUGCGAAGACGACAAAAACGAUACGCCAUUCAUAAUAUUCGCGAUCUCCCAGAGUCGUAAGAUUUUGGAAUACUUUUUAUCACUAUCAGAGUUGACAAGCUACGUUCAUCCGAGUUAUGAAAAUUUGCUAUGCUCAUUUGCAAUGGUCACUUUAGCCGAGUUUGUCGCAUGUGUGGGCAAUAUCGGCGAGGUAAUUGUGCUCAUGGACCGAGCCAUCUCACAUAUCCAGCGUGGAGGCAAGGCCGAACCAGUCAGUCGCUGGGCACUCAAUACGGUACGACAGCAUCUUUCAGGGGAGCCUGACCAAGGCCGACUUACUUCAAAUGAGAUACAAAAUAUUGGUCAGUAUCUUCUGCCUCAAGAAACUACAACGAGACCUUGGGAAGAUGCCUACUGGGAACAAGAAUUUCCGUCUCUAGAAGAGAUGUUCUUUGCAAACGUGAUGUGA
Penicillium cataractarum is the source of this 1320-nucleotide messenger RNA. RefSeq names its product fungal specific transcription factor domain-containing protein. NCBI's taxonomy places the organism in Eukaryota, Fungi, Ascomycota, Eurotiomycetes, Eurotiales, Aspergillaceae. Gene Ontology annotation, molecular function: DNA-binding transcription factor activity, RNA polymerase II-specific; transcription cis-regulatory region binding. Gene Ontology annotation, cellular component: nucleus. The record is from RefSeq and is a predicted model, not a curated record. The transcript has 4 exons. Gene Ontology annotation, biological process: regulation of DNA-templated transcription. Bases 1 to 1320 code for a protein of 439 amino acids.